AUGUAUUUCUCUUCCAUUUUCCCGUCACUCUUGCUAUCGGGUAUACAUAUCUCUGUUUGUCUGGCGUCCAAUUCCACCACCGUUAACGCAGAUAUCAAAAGUAUUAGCACCUUGGUAACAUCACUCCAAGAUGAUGUCCAAUACGUGACAGCUGGAAUCCCCGGUCUUGCAUGGGCGCUUCAAGUACAACAAGAUGCAAUUGCCCUCGACGGUAUGAUCAACCAAGGAGCUAAAGAUGCGAAUGCUUCGGCUGCGUUUGGAGGCGGAGGAUCUCUGGACAUUGGACUGAGCCUUAUUGGGUUGCAGCCGACAAUUACACGAACCUUACAAGCAGUGGCGGCAAAGAACACGUCCUUUGGCGAACUAGGCAUCAUUGUGCAAUAUAGCCUUGCACAACUGAAGGCAGAUACAGAUGCAUUUGCAAGCUCUGUUGUGGCAAAGCUAGAUAGCCUAGAAGGUGGAAUUGCACCAGGCGUUAUUGCUGAUAUCGACAAGGCAUUUGAGACCGCGAUCACAGCUUACGAAAAUGCAUACUAA
This is a messenger RNA of Talaromyces rugulosus, 537 nucleotides long. RefSeq lists its product as uncharacterized. Gene Ontology annotation, cellular component: extracellular region. Bases 1 to 537 code for a protein of 178 amino acids. NCBI's taxonomy places the organism in Eukaryota, Fungi, Ascomycota, Eurotiomycetes, Eurotiales, Trichocomaceae. The transcript has 2 exons. The record is from RefSeq and is a predicted model, not a curated record.